AUGAUGAACAAUUUUGUAUCUGUUGAUGGAGAAAAACAGUUAUUUCCGAUUGAAAAUUACAAAAAAGGUACACAUAUAUGGUUAAGGGAUCCGGAAAAAGUAUGGAUAAAUGGUGAAUUAUUGGAUGAUCUCAAAUUUACCUCAGGAAAUCUUGCACAACUAAAUGAUGGACAGGUUAUAGAAUUUAACUUUGAAGAAUCGGAUGAACCUCCAUUCUUAUGUAAUCCUGAUAUUUUACUUGGUUGCGAUGAUUUGACAACAUUAAGUUAUUUGCAUGAACCUGCCGUUCUCAAUCAUCUUCGUUUUCGAUUUAUUAGACGAGAAGCAAUUUACACUUAUUGUGGUAUUGUUUUAGUAGCUAUUAAUCCGUAUACGAAUUGCUCUCAACUUUAUGGCGAUGAUGUUAUACAGAUAUAUCGUGGUGUUGGUAAACAAGUUCGAGAACUUGAUCCUCAUAUUUAUGCUGUCGCGGAGGAAGCAUUUUUCGAUCUGUGCAAAUUCGACAAAGAUCAAUCUGUAAUCGUUAGCGGUGAAUCUGGCGCUGGCAAAACAGUUUCUGCUAAAUUUGUUAUGAGAUAUUUAACAUCGGUAGCUUGCUCUUCAUCGAGUAAAUCAUAUGGUAAUAAAUCGAUGGAAGGUAUUGAAGAUCGUGUUCUGGCAUCAAAUCCAAUUAUGGAAGCAAUUGGAAAUGCAAAGACAAUUCGGAACGACAAUUCUUCUCGUUUUGGAAAAUAUAUACAAAUUGAUUUCAAUAAUCGUUUCGGUAUUGCUGGUGCUGAGAUGAGAACUUAUUUGUUGGAAAAAAGUCGUGUCGUAUUUCAGGCAGACAACGAACGGAACUACCAUAUUUUUUAUCAGAUUUGUGCAUCAAGAUCUCAUGCUCUCAUGAAAGAUCUCGAACUAGAUGAUUGGCAUUCGUAUUUUUAUACGGCUCAGGGAAACAGCGGUGAAAUCGAAACAGUCGACGACCGGAAUGAUUUUCAGCAAACAUUGGCUGCGCUCGAUCUUUUUCACAUCUCAACUGAUACUCAGAAGUCAAUAUUUCGUUUCUUUGCAGGCCUCCUUCUGUUUGGCAAUAUCACAUUCACUGAUGGAUCUGAUGAAUAUGCUAAAAUUGAUCGGAAUAGUUCGAAUGAAAUCAAUCAAUUAUGUGAAAAGAUUUACGAAGUAAACAAAGACGAUUUAUGUAUGUGGUUAAUUGCUCGCAAAAUUGUUGCUGGCGAAUCCGAUUAUGAAAUGCAUAAUCUUGCAAUUUUAAAGGCAGUAGAACGCCGAGAUGCACUGGUUAAGAUGCUUUAUGCCUCAGUAUUUGCUUGGAUUGUUAAAAAAGUAAAUGAAGCUUUGAGAGAACCAAUGAAAAGUAACAAAUCUAAGAACACUGGAAGAUUCAUCGGAGUUCUCGAUAUUUAUGGAUUUGAAACCUUAGAAGUCAACAGUUUCGAACAGUUCUGCAUUAAUUAUGCGAAUGAAAAGCUUCAGCAACAGUUUUGUCAGCAUGUAUUCAAACUUGAGCAGUUGGAAUAUGAACGGGAAGAAAUUGAUUGGACACGGAUUGAUUUUUACGAUAAUCAGCCAUGUAUCGAUUUGAUAGAGGGCAGACCUGGUAUUAUUGAUUAUCUUGAUGAGCAGUGUAAGAUGGGUCAAGGGAGUGAUCGCAAUUGGUUGGAGAAGUUACGAGCAUGUCAGUCGCUUAAAAAAACUCAACAUUUUCAAUUACCGAAGAUAAAAAAUCCAACAUUCGUAAUCAAACAUUUUGCUGCCGAUGUUACCUAUAAUGUCGAUGGUUUCUUGGCGAAAAAUAAGGAUACAGUAAGCGAACAGCUGAUGUCUGUUAUGAAGAAGAGUAAGUUCUAUUUGAUGCACGAGAUAUUAGAUGUUGAAAGCGACAAGAAACCGUUGAGAGAUGGAAGUAACUUUUCUAUAUCUAGCAUUAAAAAUUCGAUGAAGAAAUCUGUCUCUUUCCAGUUUCGAGAUUCGCUACGUGAAUUAAUGGCAGUACUUAGCACCACACGACCACACUAUGUACGUUGUAUCAAACCGAAUGAUGAGAAGUUACCGUUUACAUUCAAACCUAAACGUGCCAUCCAACAGUUACGAGCUUGCGGGGUUCUGGAAACAGUGCGCAUAUCUGCUGCCGGAUAUCCUUCAAGGUGGAUGUAUGAAGAUUUUUCUCGAAGAUACCGUAUUCUUUAUCACGAGAAGAAAUUAUGGUUUGAAGAGCCAAAAAUUUUCGCAGAAAAAACAUGUAGUAAAUAUCUUGAGAAUAAAAUGUAUGCUUUGGGUAAGACAAAAGUAUUCUUUCGAACUGGACAAGUAGCUCUACUGGAGAGAGUACUACAUCAAAAAUUAACAAAUUCAACAGUAAUGAUCCAGAAGAUUUGGAAAGGCUACAUCUGCCGGAAGAGAUACCAACAUAUCAAAGAAUCGCUUCUUAAAAUUCAGCUCUAUACGCGUGCAUUCCUGGCAUACAAACGCAUGAAAUAUCUUCAAAUGUAUCGUGCUACAAUUUGCAUACAAACUGCAUUUCGUCGUUAUGCAGCGCAGCGUCGUUAUAAGUUAUUAAAAGCAAUCAUUAUCGCGAUACAGACCAAUUAUCGAGCAUUGAUGGUACGACAAAAAAUGGAAAAGUUACGGCACGAAGAAAAAGCGAUUGUAAUUCAAAAGUAUUGGCGUGGCUGGUUAGUGAGGCGUCAUCAAAUCGAACAUAACAGGAAGAUCAUCAUGAUACAAUGUCAAGUACGGCAAUGGCUUGCAAGGAGGCGCCUACGCCAACUGAAAAUUGAGGCUCGGUCUGUUGGACAUCUGCAGAAGCUAAAUAGAGGCCUUGAAAACAAGAUCAUUUCACUGCAGCAGAAACUCGACUUUAUGGCACGAUUUUAAAAUGGUCGAUUAUGGACAAUUUCGGCAGAAGCUGAUAAAAUGCGGGCAGAAAUGGCAAACUUGGAGACACAAAGGUGUGUACUAUUGGCUACUAAAGCACAUGCGGAAGAUUUGGAAGCAAAAGUGAAAUUGCUAGAAGCUAUUCGAAAAGAAGAAGCGGCAAAGAAUACUAAAUUGGAGGAAGAACUGCAAAAUACGAAGGAUGGAUUGAAAAUGGAAUGUGAAGGAGCAAUUGCUAAAUUAAAUGCUUUGAAUAUCGAGUUAUCAAGUCUUCGUAUGCGCUACAACAAUUUAACAAAGCAGAAAAAACUAGUGGAUACCGAACUGGCCAAAGAAAGGAGUCGCUGCCUGGCAUCAGAACAAGAAAUAGCACAAAUGCGUGAACAGUUACUUGCAAAUGCAAAUCUUUUGGCCAGUCCAGCAUUAAGUCGAGCUGGAAGUAUACGACUCACUCAAAAAAGUUUAAAUCAGUCGGCUCUGAUUGCUGCUAAAAAUGGUAAAAUAGUUACUGUUGGUGUAGACGAUAAUGUGAUGGAUGAAAUGGUCCUUAUACUUAAACAGCAGCAUAUUAUUAAUGUGCUUCGCUCCAAAAUGGAACAACUUUCAAGAGAAAAUGAUCGUUUGAAAUUAAUAAUGGAUGCAAAUAUGCUGAUCGAAAAUUUAGAUAAGCGAACAACUAUAAGAACUUUUGAAGCGCAGCGACUGCAAGAGCUCGAAUUAGCAUAUACAAAGCUUAAAGAUGAAAUGGGACGAUUACUUGACGAGAAACUACGAAAUGGUUCUGAAGCAAUCAAUUUUCGAUCGUUUGUUGAAAAAAUAUUGGAAGAAAAUGAUAGGCGCCGAGAAGAAGCUGCUGAAUUACGAGCUAUAUUAGCGGCACGUUUCGAACAACGAGCUCAAGCUUCAAAUUCAUCGCAUCCUGAUCAAUGGUCUGGUACACAUAGCGAUGAUGAUUCCUGCAGUGACUUCGAUGAAGAAUUGAGUUUGGAACGGCAAUGCCGACAGUUCAAAUCACAUAUACAAAUAUUAUCACGGACAAUCACCGAAAGGAAUGCAGAAAUUGAGCGAUUGGAACAUCGUUUGAAUGAAUUAGCAACUUCGAAAGUAAGUGAUUUUUUUCGAGGUCGUAUUAGGAAGGAAUAUUAA
Molecule: messenger RNA, 4026 nt
Organism: Acanthocheilonema viteae
Lineage: Eukaryota; Metazoa; Nematoda; Chromadorea; Rhabditida; Onchocercidae
Source: the annotation of a GenBank genome assembly